Messenger RNA from Coregonus sp. 'balchen', 1773 nucleotides. The record is from the annotation of a GenBank genome assembly. Lineage: Eukaryota; Metazoa; Chordata; Actinopteri; Salmoniformes; Salmonidae.
AUGGGCUGCAUACAGAGCAUCGCCUGUAAGUCGCGCAUCAAACGCGAAAACAUAGCGGUCUACGACGUUUCCGCCGCUAUCGAUCACUCCCCAACAAUCAUUGAGGAGAACUCUCCUAUAGUGUUGCGCUACAAGACGCCCUAUUUCAAGGCCUCUGCACGGAUAGUGAUGCCCCCUAUUCCCCGUAAUGAGACUUGGGUGGUGGGUUGGAUCCAGGCAUGCACACAGAUGGAAUUCUACAACACCUACAACGACAUUGGCAUGUGAGUUGAGUUCUCCUCCUGUCUUGCAUUCCUCCAUCAGAAGGCUGCUGACUGAUGCUCGCAAGCUGCUCCCACCUCCCUCUGAUGCUCUGUCCCAAACUGUCACUUCUCUGGUGCUGUAGGAAGUGUGUGUGUGUGUGUUUUGUGUGGCAACAGAAAUGACAUGAAUGUGUGGAUAUGUGUGAGUGCAUAUGUAGCAGAGCAUUUGUGCAAAAAGCAGGUUACCUAUGCUGUCACCCUCCUUCAUUCAAACGCCCACCAAUUGAUUCUGUUCCAAUUGAUUCUGUUCCUGUGACUUCACCAUCAAAAUAGAAAUGACUGAGAAGCUAAACAACUGCUCUUAGACAUACAUUGUGUUCACAGAAAUGAGGGAGAGAGAGAUGGAGAAAUGCACUGACACACUCCCACGCUCCCUUCUCUCCCGGAGACAGAAUCACACAACCACUCACACACCCACUGAGGAGCAACACAUACUGCCUCCUCCAGCACUGCCUGGGGGUGUUUUUCUCUGGAGGAGGAGGAGGCAUAUGUGAGGGGUUGUUUAAUCCUGACUGGGGGUGGGGGUGGGGGGUCUGGGGGUGCAGCAGAAAAACAUGGGGUAUCAGGUCGCACCAGCCGACACCCUCUCAUUGGCCAACAAACACAAUAAGAUAUUAAUCCACUGACACACUGAACCAUCUAUCACACAUACGCUACAGUAUGGACCCCUGAGGUGAAAUAGAGAUAUAAAUGCUAAUUCCAUUUAUCCAAUUUUUUUAAUGAAUUUGUAUGGCUUACUCUGUUCUUUUUGAGAAUGUCUAACACAGAGGCUCCCAAAUGUAAUGUGCUGUGUGACACCUAAAGCCUUUUGAAUCUCCUUGUGACCCUACAGUUCAAAACAAUGUUUCCAGCCACAACACAGUGUUAAUCCAUGACCCACUAAGAACAAGUUCCAACCCAUCAUCUAUUAAACUGUAGUUUAACCUCUGACUUUUUGUCCUCCUGCAGGUCUAGCUGGGAGCUACCAGAGCUGCGUGAGGGUUUUGUGAGGGCCAUCAGUGACUCAGACGGGGUGAGCUACCCCUGGUACGGCAACACCACCGAGACGGUCACCUUGGCAGGGCCCACCUCCAAGCCCUUGCGCUUCACCGUCAGCAUGAACGAUAACUUCUACCCCAGUGUGACCUGGGCCGUGCCCAUCAGCGACAGCAACCUGCCCCUGCUCACCCGCAUCAAGAGGGACCAGAGCUUCACCACCUGGCUGGUGGCCCUCAACACGGCCACACGGGAGAAGAUCCUGCUGCAGACGGUCAAGUGGCGCAUGAGGGUGGACAUUCUGGUGGACCCCUCCAUGCCCCUGGGCUCCAGAGCCACCCUGACGGGCCGGACACACCAGGAGCAGCCCCGCGUCCUAACCCACAUGGAGCCCAUCCCCCCCAACGCCUUGGGGAGGCCCAACGCCAAUGACGCCCAGGUGCUGAUGUGGAGGCCCAGGAAGGGCCCACCCCUGGUGGUCAUCCCUCCUAAGUAG